UUCAAGGAGUCAGAAUGAGUGGGGUGGCCAUCUACCGCUCCAUUUACACCGAGGAUCAGUUUGCCCAGCGCUUCAACAGAUCCAAGGGUGAAGAAAACGUCACCGAGAGCUUUCAGCAGAUAGCGAGAAGGAGCUGCGCGUGCUCCGGGAAUGCUGGGAAGCGCUUCUGGAGAAAGCGAUUACCGUUCCUCACCUGGUUGCCCAGGUACAAAGUCAAGCGAUGGCUCAUUGGGGACAUUAUCGCGGGUCUGACUGUGGGGAUCAUCCACAUCCCACAAGGAAUGUCCUUUGCACUGCUGACCUCUGUGGCUCCAAUUUAUGGACUUUACACCUCAUUCUUCCCGGUUGUGCUCUACAUGCUUUUUGGAACUGGACGGCAUGUGUCCACAGGUACCUUUGCUGGGAUUAGUUUGAUGACUGGCUCUGUGGUUGAGCGAUUGGUACCACAUCAAGUGGGGUGGAACGUAACAAACCAGGAAGAUCCAGAGCUGGAGAAGCAGCGAAUAUCCGUGGCAUCAGCAGUGACCUUCCUCUCGGGACUGAUGAUGAUCUGUAUGUUUGUUCUGCAACUGGGAUUUCUUUCCACCUACUUGUCGGACCCAAUCGUGAAGGCGUUUACCAGUGGCACGGCUUUCCACGUCAUCAUCUCCCAGCUCAACACCAUGCUUGGACUGAGGCUCCCGCGCUUCACCGGACCCUUCACCCUCUUUAAGACGCUGGCAUCAUUACUUGGAGCUCUCUCUAUGACAAACAUUGUCGAGCUGAUUAUUUCUCUGAUUUGCCUCAGUGUGCUCAUUCCGAUGAAGGAAAUCAACAGCCGUUUCCGACAGAAAUUCAGGACCCCCAUCCCUAUCGAGAUCAUCAUGCUUAUAGUGGCCACAGCCAUCACCUUUGCUACAUCCCUUGAUGAACGUUGCAAUGUCCAGAUCGUGGGACACAUCCCUGCAGGAUUUCCAAGCCCUCAGUUACCAGCCCUGGGGAGCAUCCCGAAUCUAGUUGGAGACACCGUGGCGAUUACAUUUGUUGGCUAUGCUGUGUCUGUCUCACUGGCCAUGAUCUACGCCGACAAGCACAGAUAUAAGAUUGACCCCAACCAGGAGCUGCUGGCUCAUGGCAUUUCCAACACCAUCUCCUCCCUUUUCACCUGUUUCCCAAGUUCAGCUUCACUGGCUACAAGUAACAUCCUAGAAAGUGCUGGUAGCCACACACAGCUUGCCGGGUUUUUCACCUGUCUGGUUGUCUUGGCGGUGCUGCUUCUGAUUGGUCCGCUGUUUUACUUCCUGCCCAAGGCAGUCCUGGCCUGUAUUAACAUCACAAGCCUGCGCCAGAUGUUCCUCCAAUUUCAGGACCUCCCAGAGCUUUGGAGAGUCAGUCGGAUGGACUUUAUGGUCUGGGUGGUCACGUGGCUGGCUGUUAUCACCCUCAACGCGGACCUUGGACUCGCUGUGGGGGUGGUCUUCUCGAUGAUGACUGUGAUCUAUCGCAUUCAGAGAGCCGACUGCUCCAUGCUGGGCCGAGCCUCGAACACUGAGAUUUACCGCCCUGUGGAGGAGAACAGUAUGUGCCAUGAAAUUCCUGGUCUGAAGAUAUUGGCUUACAACGCCCCCAUUUACUACGGAAACAAAAACUUCUUCCGGGACGCCAUGACCAGAUUAAUUGGACUGACUCAGGAGAAGAUCAAAACAAGGGCAAAGGCCAAGAAGGAACUGGAGAAGAUAAACAAGAUGACAGUCGCCACCGUAGAGAAUGGCCUCCCACGAACUGCCUACUCACCAGACACAUCACCUGCAGGUGACCAACAGGAGGGGAUUCAAUCAGUAGUAAUUGACUGCAGUAGCAUCAUAUUCAUUGACACAGCCGGAGCAAGACUGUUUGUCCAGAUGUGCGUGGAGUGUCAGAAAGCUGACCUGUGGGUCUAUCUAGCAGAAUGUAACAAAGACGUUUUGAAAGUAUUAACAUGCAGCGGCCUACUUGAACACCUUCGUCCAGAGCAGAUCUUUGUAACAGUGCACGAUGCUGUUGUCUACUUGGAGCAAGUCAAGGAAGCAUCAUCACAAAAAGGCACAACAAUUUGGGUAUGAAAGCUGCCUGUGGACUUUCAGUUCAUUAGCGGGUUAAACCAGGCACUUAAAGGACAUUCACAACGUCCUGUAUGACCACGAUUAGCUUUCAAGGAUGCUUGAAAGGAAGUAAAUAGAUUCUGUUCAAGCUGGAACUCAGAGUGAGACUUAUUUUCUAACCUAAAAUGUGCAGUGUUUUGCUAAUGGAAUGCAGUUACAGAUUAAGCUGUAUAAUAUGGCUUUUUAGGGACUGACCAAUGGUGGCCCAAAGCAAAUGGUUGUUAGGUUCAAGCUAAAGGUCAUGUUUUACAAACCAGGUAGUCAACUUUAACCUCUCUUGCCAACAAUAUUUGGCAAGGUUUAAUCGAGAUGGAAUUCUAUUGCCAUUGGGAAUGCUUGAGAUUAGUAAAUGAGAUGUAAGCUGAUUAGUUAAAAGGCCAUCAUUUUCAUGGAAGUGUUUGGCAAACAUUGGAGAUGGAGGUGAGGAGGUUUGGGUCGAGAUGAGUGGUGUCCUUGCCUACAUGGGAUUGAGCUGAAUUAGAUGGACACCAAUUUAUAUCAUUAGUGUCGGUCCUUUUUUUUAAGCAGGGACAAACAGACACUGCUGGUUGUUUCUUGAAUUUUUCUUUAGUUGGAUUCGAGAAUUCCUCUAGCUCCAUGCACCCUGGGGCAUGGACAAACAGGCCAGGAUGUCCUCUCUCUGUCCACCUGAGGCAGACUAAUAGGAAACAAGGUUACUGAGGGGGCAGCUUGAAGGGAAAAUGAUCCAGCAUUCCUACCCCCUGCUUAUUCUACAGAAACUGGAAAGUACUUUCUACUGCAGUACUUCUACUGGAAAGUAUGUGCAGGUGCAUAUGUGUGUGUUUCAAAGCCAACAUGGCAUCAGCUGUGUUGUCCCUGAUACUGUAGAGAAAGACCUGGAGGCCUUUCAGCUCCUUGAGCUCAUACCCCCAUUCAAGUAAUGGUAGAUCUGUCAAACAACUUAAGAAAUGGGGGCAGGAGUCACCCACACGACUCCUCGAGCCUGCCCUGCGAUGCAUUGAAACCAGGGCUGAUCUCCUCAUGAAAUCGUAGACUCAUACAGCACAAAAACAGGCCCUUCAGCCCAGCUUGUCCAUGCUGGCCGAGGUGCCUAUCUACGCUAGUCCUAUUUGCCUGCAUUAGGCCCUGCUCCCUCCAUGCCUUUCCUAUCUAAGUACCCGUCCAAACACUUUUUUAAACAUUCUAAUUGUAUCAACCUCCUCUGGCAGCUCGUCCCAUAUACCCAGCACCCUCUGUGUGGAAAAACUUGUCCCUCAGAUCUCCCCUCUCACAUUAAACCUGAGCCCUCUAGUUCCAGUCUCCCCCUGCCCUGGGAAAAGACUCUGACUAUCGACCCUAUCUAUGCCCCUCAUAAUUUUAUAAAUCUCGAUAAGUUCACCCCUCAGCCUCCUAUGCUCCAGUGAGAACAAAUCCAAUCUCUGCUUCUAACUACAGCCCUCCAUUCCAGGCAACAUCCUGGUGAGUCUCUUCUGAACUCUCUCUAUUGCUACCACCUCCUUCCUGUAAUACGGUGACCAGAAUUAUAUACAAUACUCCAAGUGUGGUCUAACCAAUGUUUUAUACAGUUGCAACAUGACACCCCAAUUCUUAUACUCAAUGCCUUGGCCCAUGAAGGCAAGCAUACCAAAUGCUUUCUUUGCUCUCCUAUCAAUCUGUGUCACCAUUUUCAGCGAGCUCUGGACUUGCACCCCAAGAUCCCCCUGUACAACAAUACUCCCUGCCACUUACUCAGUAGGACCUACCAGAAUGUGACGUCCCAAAGUGCAUCACCUCGCACUGGUCUGGAUUAAAUCCGCCACCUGCUGCCGCUCUGUCCGACCUUCCAGCUGGUCUAUGUCCUGCUGUAUCCUCAGACAAAUCUCUUUGCUAUCUAUGAUUCCACCAAUUUUUGUGUCGUCUGCAAACUUCCUAAUCAGACCACCUUCAUUCUCAUCCAAAUCAUUUAUAUAUAAGCCUGAUAACCAAGGCCUCACCACCAAUCCCUGCAGCACACCACUGGUUACAGACUUCCAGUCAGUAAAGCACCCCUCUUGACCUCAGCUCCAUUUUUCGCCUGUUUCCCAUAACCUUGUUUCCCACAGACCAAACAUCUGUCCAUCUAUAAUAUCUAGAAUUUAGUCAAUAGCUCCACCUCCACAGCUCUCUGGGAUAAAUUCCAAAGAUUCCCAACAAUCUGAGGGAAGAAUUUUCUCUGUACCUAAGCUCUGUUGACCCACCUCAGCUCCAAAUUCCUUCAUCCUCUUGCCUAACAAAAAUCUACCCAGUUCAGAUGUGAAAUUUCCAGCUGACCCCAAUCCCAGCACAGUGAAGCUAAAACAGAAAGUGGCGUGGUCUCAAUUAAAUGCAAGUUAAAUCAUUUUACUCCCAAAAAGAAUAAUUUGGAAGUUACUUUGAGUAAUAUAAGACCUGAUAUGUGAAGAGUAUAACAUGCUUGGGAGAAUCAGGUGACCUUCGACCUCUGGUUCCCAAAUCUCUCCACCAAGGCGAUUACACGAAGAAAUAUUUCCUGAUGAGAACUCAGUGUAAGUUUAUGUCCCCUUAUUCAGUGCCCCCUCAGCAGAGGAAAACACUUCUCUCUAUCUUUCUCUGCCGAUCCUUUCAUCUCUAUCAGAUGGUCGGGCUCAUGACCAGUUGCCUUGCUGAGGCUUUUUACUUUUCCCUGACGCGCAGAGACGAGUCACUUGGCCGACAUGUUAGGCUGACCAUUACGUUGUGAGUCUGUGCUCCAACCACAGGCAGUGGCCUCAGGAGAACAAGGAGGACACCAACAAGCUUGGAGCUCAGUGCAAUGUUAAGACAACAAAAAGCAGAGAGGGGAAGGGUGGUGUCGAAAGCUGAAAAAUCAUAUUUACCCGUCAAUGGCAAUGGAUUUAAAGUAUUUUCAA
This is a messenger RNA of Pristis pectinata (smalltooth sawfish), 4987 nucleotides long. RefSeq names its product solute carrier family 26 member 10 (gene slc26a10). Gene Ontology annotation, cellular component: membrane. The coding region runs from base 15 to 2081 and encodes 688 amino acids. Lineage: Eukaryota; Metazoa; Chordata; Chondrichthyes; Rhinopristiformes; Pristidae. The transcript has 18 exons. Gene Ontology annotation, biological process: transmembrane transport. The record is from RefSeq and is a predicted model, not a curated record. Gene Ontology annotation, molecular function: chloride transmembrane transporter activity; bicarbonate transmembrane transporter activity; oxalate transmembrane transporter activity.